Molecule: messenger RNA, 2853 nt
Organism: Ictalurus furcatus (blue catfish)
Lineage: Eukaryota; Metazoa; Chordata; Actinopteri; Siluriformes; Ictaluridae
Exons: 2
Coding region: 307-1353 (348 amino acids)
Source: RefSeq, a predicted model, not a curated record
UAGGAUUCAAGUGUAACUAGCUAGCACAUAUUUUUUUCAAUCUUCACCUGGUCAGUGAGGGUGUUCAGCAUGUUGUGUGUUCUGAGAUGCUUUUCUGCUCACCACGUUUGUACAGAGUGGUUAUCUACAUGCUGUUCCCGUCCACAGAACUGCGGCUCACUGGAUGUUUAUCUUGUUGGCUUUUCGCACUGUUCUGUGCUCCAUGAUCAUAUACUGCCACAGAUGAUGAUUUUCUGAUUGGAUAACUGUACUUAUUAAAGUGGCCGUGUUUCAGGGUGGAGCGUAAACAUCCGCACGCUGGGGGAAAUGGACAGGAGGACAGAGAGGACAGAGAGGAUGGGGGGACAGAGAGGACAGGAGGACAGAGAGGUCAGGAGGACAGAGAGGACAGGAGGACAGAGAGGACAAGAGCAUGGGGACAAUGAUGACAGAGAGGUCAAGAGGACAGGGGGACAGAGAGGACGGGAGGACAGAGAGAACAGGAGGACAGAGAAGACAGGAGGGCAGAGAGGACAGGGGGACAGAGAAGACAGGAGGGCAGAGAGGACAGGGGGACAGAGAGGACAGAGAAGACAGGAGGGCAGAGAGGAUAGGGGGACAGAGAGGACAGAGAGGACAGAGAGAGCAGGCGGACAGAGAAGACAGGAGGACGUAGAGGACAGAGAGAACAGAGGGACAGAGAGGACAAGAGAACAGGGAGGACAGAGAGAGCAGGAGGACAGAGAGGACAGGGGGACAGAGAGGACAAGAAAACAGAGAGAACAAGAGGACAGAGAGGACAAGAAAACAGAGAGAACAAGAGGACAGGGAGGACAGAGAGGACAAGAGAACAGAGAGAACAAGAGGACAGGGAGGACAGAGAGGACAAGAGAACAGAGAGAACAAGAGGACAGGGAGGACAGAGAGGACAAGAAAACAGAGAGAACAAGAGGACAGGGAGGACAGAGAGGACAAGAGAACAGAGAGAACAAGAGGACAGGGGGACGGAGAGGAAAGAGAGGUCAAGUGAACACAACUCUGUAUUUCAACCCAACAGGGACAGAGACACACAACACUGUUAUCAAAGUGUGUGUGACCUCGAUACACUCUAGCUACAAGCAAUCUGUCACUGCAAAUGAGACAGAGCUAAACACACACACACACACACACACACACACACACACACACACACACGAGGGAAUCGACAACAGGGGAGAAAAAUGCAGCAACGACAGAAUCAUGGCUGAAAGAGAAAACAGUCAAUUUGAGGACUCAGCAGAAUUGACAAGGCCAUCAGCUGUGUGUGUGUGUGUGUGUGUGUGUGUGUGUGUGUGUGUGUGUGUGUGUGUGUGUGUGUGUGUGUGUGCUGACUGAUAGCUCUGACAGAUUGUUGUUUAGGCCCUGAGGAGGUUGUUUCACUAAUGUCAUCUUGAUGUCAAAAAAUAAAGAACAUAAAGAGAUGGAGAGAAAAAUGAAAGAAAGAAAGAAAAAUGAAAAAAGAAGAUGUGGGAAGAAAGAAAGAAGCAAACAAAAAAGUGUGGAAAAAUGGAGAGAAAUAAAAAAUAAAAGAUGGUGAGAGUCAUAGAAAGAAAGAAAAGAUGGAGGUAAGAAAGAAAGAAAGAAAGAAAGAAAGAAAGAAAAGGAAGGACACAAACAAAGAAAAUGGAGAGGAAAAGAAAAAAUGAAAAGAUGGAGAGAUUGAAAUAAAGUAAGAAGUAAAGAAGAAAAGAAAAAAAUUGAGGUAAAAAUGGAGGGAGGAAAGAAAGAAAGAAAGAAAGAAAGAAAGAAAGAAAAGAAGAAGAUGGUGAGAAGAGAGAAAGAGAAGGAAAGAAGCAAACAAAGAAAAUGGAGGGGGAAACUGAAGAGAAAGAAAAAAUUAAAAGAUGGCAAGAUUAAAAGAAAGAAAGUAACUAAGUAAGUAAGUAAGAGAGACAGAAAGAAGAAAUGAAAGAAAAUGGAAAAGAAAGAAAAAGGAAAAAAGAAAAGAUGAUGAGAAAGAAAGAAAAAGAAAAAGAAAGAGGAAAAGAAAAUGGAAGAAAAAGAAAAUGAAGAGAAAGAAAAUGAAGAGAAAGCAAAUGUGAAAAGAUGGUGUGAUAAGAAUGAAAGAAAGAAAGAAAUGUAACUGCAAGAAGUAUUUAUGCUCCUCCUAUUGGCUAAGGACAUCCAGUAAGAAUUUACACACACAGCAGGCAGGAUCACUAUCACAGCCACACCGACAUCAUCAAUCCAUCUCGGAGCUCCACCACGUUCAGUCGAGCGUGAUGGAAUCUCCUCUCUCUCUACUCACCCCCCCCCCCCCACCCUCUCUCUACCCUCCUCCCUCUCUCUCUCUCUCCACCCCCCUCUCUCUCGCUCUGUCAGCAGCUUGCUCCUCGUGUGAUUAAUCCACCCGAGAGUUUCCUCAGCUCGCUGCAGUCACGCCCGAUCCGUCUCAGAACCCGCUGUGACACUCCAUCCAGCCGUGACCGAUCUACAGCAGAACCUAUCCUAUCAGUCAGCUGGGUUCUCUGAAUGCCAGCGUCUUUCAGGGAUAAAUCACAGGAGGGCUGUCAGGCGUGAUCAAUCCAUCACUGCACCGCGUGCAUCAGCAGCCGCUCUUACGGCUUCCUAACUGAGCUCCGGCACAAGAAAGACUAAGAGCUGGGUUCAGGCUUAAAUCCUAACUGUUACAUCAUGUGGGGAACGUUCCUCCUAUUCCGAGUUGGGUUACGCAGCUGCAUGAGUGGAUUUCCUGAGCACAAAAUCUAACCCCAUCUACCGUUAUAAACACUCACCCACCCUAACCCUGUCUACCGUCAUAAACACUCACCCACCCUAACCCUGUCUAACACCAUAAACACUCACCCACCCUAACCCCGUCUAACACCAAAAACA